Molecule: messenger RNA, 432 nt
Organism: Lycium barbarum (goji berry)
Lineage: Eukaryota; Viridiplantae; Streptophyta; Magnoliopsida; Solanales; Solanaceae
Exons: 1
Coding region: 1-432 (143 amino acids)
Source: RefSeq, a predicted model, not a curated record
AUGGAAUUCAGGCAUACACCAAGGACUCAGAAUGAGUUUGCCGAUGCUUUAUCCACCAUAGAAUCAAUGAUCCAACAUCUCGAAAGUAGUCAUAUUGCCUCAUUGGAAAUCAGUCUGAAAGAGGAGCACACCUAUUGUUCUCACAUGGAAGCCGAGCCAAAUGGAAAACCAUGGUAUAAUGACGUCAAGUUGUAUUUGGAGAAGCGGGAAUAUCCCGAAGACAUUGCGAGUAAUCAAAAGAAAACCAUCCGAAGAAUGGCCAAUGGUUUCUUCCUAAACAAAGAAAUAUUGUACAAGCAGACCCCGAAUUUGGGUUUGCUCCAAUAUAAAGACGCAGCUGAAGCCACAAAGAUGUUAGAAAAAGCAUGCGCCAGGACCUGUAGGCCUCAUAUGAAUGGUUUUGUGCUAGCUAAGAAAAUACUCCAGGCAUGA